AUGACGACAUGCCACGUGCGCUUCCCUCUCUUCCACAUCAUCAGCCACGUCAGCUUCUCCGGGGAGGCUGAGACGGAAACGGAAUUCGAGACGGAAGUUGAGACGGAAGUAGAGACGGAAGUUGAAACAGAGGUCGAAACAGAGGCGGAAACAGAGGUGGAGGAGACGGAAACGGAAUUUGAGGAGGAGGAGGAAGAGGAGGAGGAAACGGAAGUGGAGGAGGAAGGGGAGGGGGAAGGAGAGGGAGAGGAGGAGGCGGAGGAGGAGGAUAAGGAGAACAUUUUGGAGCAAGUAUCGGAGCUGUUGAGUCAGAUCGAGGCGAUAAUUGCAGCAGGGCCACACGGCAAGCUAGAUGAGUACCUGCCAGUGGUUGACCUGCUGCUGAACGUCAGAAAGGAGCUGGCGGAGAUUGAGGCGAUGAUUGCAGCAGGGCCCCAUGGGAAACUAGACGAGUACCUCCCAGUGGUUGAUCUGCUGCUGAACGUGCGGAAGGUGCUGGCGGAGGUGGGGGAGAAGGAGUCGGGGCGCCGGGCGGACAUGCUGCUGCGGACUGCCAUGGAGGACUUGGACUACGAACUAAGAGACAUUCUUAAGCGGCGCAGCAAGCAGGCUUCUGCCCGCUUCAGUGUAGACGAGCUCAAGAGGCUGUUCCAGGCGGAGUUCCUGCAUGUGCUUCCUUAUCCCUCACCCUCCCCCACCCACAUGCAGGCUGUUCCAGUUUCUGCAUGUGCUUCCUUUUCCCUCACCCUCCCCCACCCACCCCCUGUGCCCGCAUCCGCGCGUUUUUCAGUGGACGAGCUCAAGAGGUUAUUCCAGGCGGAGUUUGUGCACGUCUUUGCCCCUCCUCACCUCACCCCCCCCCUCUCUCCCCCUUUCUUCCCUGCCCUUCCCCCCAGCAAGCAAGCGUCCGCCCGCUUCAGUGUAGACGAGCUGAAGAGGCUGUUCCAGGCGGAGUUCCUGCACGUGGGGAGUGGGGAUUCCGCAGGGGAGGAAGGGGAGGAGAAGGGGGAGGGGCGGGAGGGGCGGGGGGGCAGAGAGGGGAGAGGAGGGGCGGAUGGGGAGGAUGAGGGACUUUUGAGUCCAGGGGAAAGGGGGGAGGCGAGGGGCGAGGGAAGGGGGGGGAGGAGGGAGGGGAGAAAAGAAGGGGACUUGGAAGGGGACGAGAAGGCUGGUGGGGAAGGUGAGGAGGAGGAGGGGAGGAGGAAGGAGAGGAGGAAGGUUCCUGAGCUGUUUCCUGUGAGCACGGGGCGGUGGUUGAAUGAGGCGGCUGGGAGGAUGGUGCAAGGAGGGGCGGGAGGAAAGUGCGUGGAAGCUUACAGGUCUGUGCGCGUGGAGGCAGUUAAAGCCCUGAUGGAUGAACUGAGGCUGGAGGAUGUGCUGAGUCCCGGGGUGAUUCAUGAAGCGUCGUGGAGAGUGCUUGAGCAGGCUUCCAAGGAGUGGGUGCAGGCGGCUUAUAUCAUUGGAGCGUUGAUAAUCCCCAUGGAGCACCAGACGGCCAACGAGGCUUGGAAGGGCAUGGACACUCAGAGGCGUGCCGCCCUAAGGAGCGUGCUGGAGGACGGCGGCGUCGGGCGGCGGGUUUUGUUUCUAGCGGACGUGCUGAGGGCGAUCGUAUCACGGCGGAUGGCAGAGCAGCUGUUUUCAUUGCUGGAUGCAUAUCAAGUGGUGCAAGAGAUCAUGCCGGAGUUCGCUGCCACAUUUCAGGACCUCAAGGUCAGCAAUGUGUGGGGGGCGUGUGAGGGCCUGCCGCUGCUGCUGGGGCGAGCAGUGGCAGCAUGCUUCCAGCGCCUCAAGCUCUUACUGGAGGACUCUGCUGCUUCUAAUCUCGCUGAUGCUAUGCGGAAACCCGUUCCCGCCAAGAAAGCAGCCCUGAGCUUUCUCACGCGCAGUGCCACCAGCAACAGCAGCACGGCGGUGGCACCAGACGAGUCGGUUUAUGAGAUUGUGCCGCGAGGGGGCGCUGUGGAUUCGAUCACGAGCUAUGUUGCGAAUUACAUCCGCAGCUACAUGCAACGGCAAGGAAGGAGAAGCUACGUGGAUUCCCUCACAUCUCUCUUCUCUCUUCUUGAGGCUCAUCCAGACGAAGACCCCAGCUCCCUCACAGCAGAUUUUGCCCUCCUCUCUCUCCCCGCCUCCUCCUCCCUCUCCCCUCUCGCCUCCUCCAAUCCGAUCGCUGCUGCUGCCGCCGCCGCCACCAUGAACGCCACGUCAGCAUCUGCCAUGUCAGCAAACGGGAGGGCGCCAGGUGUCGGGAGGAGCCUGGAGAGCGAGACAGCUCAGCUGGUGAUGGCUCUAAGGAGGAACCUAGAGAUUAGAGCAAGGCUCUACCCAGAGGAGGAGUUACAGCAGCUCUUUCUUAUGAACAACCUCAACUAUCUCGUCAAGUCCAUGAACGACUGGCACGGGUGGCACGCACAGGGCAUUGAAAAGAACUUGUCUGCUGUGAGAAGGGAGGGUGCCAAGGACCUCAUGGUGGCGUUAGCAGACUUGCAUGACGACAGAGUGGUGCAGCAGCAUGCAGGGGCUUUCCAGUCUCUCGCCCUGCUCAAGGUCAUGACGGCCCUGAGCACCAAUGAGGAUGCGGUUCAGCCAACACACAGAACUGCUGCGGAUUAUGUCAAGGCAGAGAUGCAACGACUAAAGAGGUUCAACUCGGCGUUUGAGGAGCUUCAAGAGAGGCAGAGGCACUGGGCGAUCCCUGACGAUGGGCUGAGGCGGAAGAUUCGGGCUAAGUGGGCCACGAGCAUCAAGGAGCGAUACAGAAAGAUGCUGCUGCCAUACUG
Molecule: messenger RNA, 2783 nt
Organism: Closterium sp. NIES-65
Lineage: Eukaryota; Viridiplantae; Streptophyta; Zygnematophyceae; Desmidiales; Closteriaceae
Source: the annotation of a GenBank genome assembly